Molecule: messenger RNA, 1017 nt
Organism: Aspergillus welwitschiae
Lineage: Eukaryota; Fungi; Ascomycota; Eurotiomycetes; Eurotiales; Aspergillaceae
Product: putative thiol methyltransferase
Exons: 2
Coding region: 106-966 (286 amino acids)
Molecular function (GO): thiopurine S-methyltransferase activity
Source: RefSeq, a predicted model, not a curated record
GAAUUGACAACAUCCAACUUCACCUAUCUACUACUUACCUCCUACUACCAAAGUACCUACCUCCAUACGUAGCUAGUAUCCAGCUCUCCAAACCAUCAAUCCACCAUGACCGACCAAUCCACCCUCACAGCAGCCCAACAAUCCGUCCACAACACGCUCGCCAAAUACCCCGGCGAGAAAUACGUCGACGGCUGGGCCGAGAUCUGGAACGCGAACCCCAGUCCUCCCUGGGAUAAAGGCGCCCCGAACCCAGCAUUAGAAGAUACCUUGAUGCAGCGGCGAGGUACAAUUGGCAAUGCCCUCGCCACGGACGCAGAGGGGAACAGGUACCGGAAGAAAGCGCUAGUCCCGGGCUGCGGGAGAGGGGUGGAUGUGCUUCUGUUGGCGAGUUUCGGGUACGAUGCGUAUGGAUUAGAGUAUAGUGGUGCGGCGGUCCAGGCGUGUAGGCAGGAGGAGAAGGAGAGUACUACCAGUGCUAAGUAUCCCGUUAGGGAUGAGGAGGUUGGUAGGGGAAAGGUGAUUUUUGUGCAGGGGGAUUUCUUCAAGGAUGAUUGGUUGGAGGAGUUGGGGUUGGGGUUGAAUUGCUUUGAUUUAAUUUAUGAUUAUACGUUCUUUUGCGCCCUGAGCCCGUCCAUGCGACCUGACUGGGCGCUCCGGCAUACUCAACUAUUAGCUCCUUCGCCACAUGGGAACUUGAUCUGCUUGGAGUACCCAAGGCACAAGGACCCGUCGCUCCCGGGCCCUCCGUUUGGUCUCUCCUCGGAGGCUUACAUGGAGCAUCUCAGCCACCCGGGAGAGCAGGUCUCCUAUGAUGCCCAGGGCCGAUGCAGGGGAGACCCUCUCAGAGAGCCAAGUGAUCGAGGACUGGAACGAGUGGCUUAUUGGCAGCCUGCCCGGACGCAUGAGGUGGGCAAGGAUGCCAAUGGGGAGGUUCAAGAUCGGGUAUCGAUCUGGCGCCGCCGGUGAGGCCAUAUCCACGGUAGAUAAAGUAUCGCCGGGAUGGGAGUCACUGUCUUG